UUUUUUUCUUAAUAAAAAAACUACGCGAAGUUUUCACAGACUUGUCUUUUGUUUUUUCUCUUUCUUUAACUUUUUGCUGUCAAAACAGCCCGUCUUGUUGCACUUUCCGAACUGAAUUUGAAUGGAUGAAGAACCACAUGUCUACUCACGAAACACAACAUUAUGUUUCUAGCAUCCCCGUUAAAACCAAGAAAGAUACUUAUCUUUUUCGCGAUGCAUCUUCAGCCUUACAUCCACCAAAGCGGCCCAAGAUCACCAGCGAGAAUAUUUCCACAUUAUCCCCAGUUGCAACUAUAAUAAACCCUUAUAAUGAGCAUUUGUCGCCAGAGCAUAAACACCUUGCAAAACAGCAAUUUACGGAUCAAGAAAACAUGGUGUCAUUAAAACAAUAUCCAACAACAUACAACAUGCUGAAGCCGGCCUUGGAUGCGGAAUUACCAAAUUUGCCUCACUUUCUUUGGACAUUUGUACAACCUAAUGACAUUAUGGCUCACAACGCAACCCUGAUCAAAAUCAUUCAAUUCGUUUUAACCGACUUCUGCAGCAAAUGUCAUUGCAACGCGUUCUAUCAGUCAAAAUUUGAACGUACUUGUUAUGAUUAUAGUCAUCCUUACAACUAAGUUAAUAGAAAUAAAC
This is a messenger RNA of Cokeromyces recurvatus, 636 nucleotides long. RefSeq lists its product as uncharacterized. The record is from RefSeq and is a predicted model, not a curated record. The transcript has a single exon. The coding region runs from base 126 to 620 and encodes 164 amino acids. NCBI's taxonomy places the organism in Eukaryota, Fungi, Mucoromycota, Mucoromycetes, Mucorales, Mucoraceae.